AUGAAGCAGCAGCAAGCAGCAACAGCAACCGCCGCAGCCCAGGCCCACGGCCCCGGCCCCGGCCCUCGGUCCCUCAGCCCCCACAAGCAGCCCACCGCCCUUUUUCAGGCCGGCUCGGGGGUCCCAGGCCUUCCUCAGCAAGCUGUCGGGCUCUGCUGGUGCGAGAACCCCCAGCAACCGGCAUCAUCAACCUGGAGCCAGAAUGGCAGGAGUUUCUUGGUGUUGGAUGAGCAGAGAUUCGCAAAAGAGAUUCUUCCCAAGUACUUCAAGCACAACAACAUGGCAAGCUUUGUCAGACAGCUGAACAUGUAUGGCUUCCGGAAAGUUGUCCAUGUUGAUUCUGGGAUUGUCAAACUGGAGCGAGAUGGCCCAGUAGAAUUUCGGCAUGCAUAUUUUAGACAGGGCCGAGAGGACUUGUUGGAACACAUUAAAAGGAAGGUUUCAUCUUCGAGACCUGAAGAAAACAAGAUACGUCAGGAAGAUCUCUCCAAGAUAAUAUGUAGUGCUCAAAAGGUGGAAAUUAAACAAACGACUAUUGAAUCUCAGUUGUCUCUGUUGAAGAGGGAGAAUGAAUCCCUUUGGAGGGAAGUGUCAGAACUGAGAACAAAACACUUGCAACAACAGCAAGUUAUUCGAAAGAUUGUACAAUUCAUUGUUACCUUGGUGCAGAAUAACCAACUAGUGAGCCUAAAACGCAAGAGGCCUCUACUUUUGAACACUAAUGGACCUACAAAGUCAAAUGUAUUUCAGAAAAUUGUGAAAGAACCAGCUGACAGCAGCCACCAUGUACCUCUCAACAGAAAUGAGGGCUUAAAACAAAGAGAACAGAUUUCAGAUGACAUUGUUAUUUACGAUGUCACUGAGGAUGUGGCUGAUGAAGAAAAUCCCAUGGGUGAUGAAGAAAAUUUUCCUGUUACACCAGAAACAAAUGAAGAUACCACUUCAGAUUCUUCCAACUGUAGUUGUAGCUAUCCUUCUCCCGAUAUUGUAAUUGUGGAAGAUGAUAACGAAGAUGAAUACGCCCCUGUAAUUCAAGGGGAUAAAAGCACCGAAUCAGUUGCUGUCCCAGAAGAUCCAGUCUCAGUGAUGGAUUCCAUACUCAGUGAAAAUGGAGUAAUUUCACAGAAUAUAAAUCUUCUUGGAAAAGUUGAACUUCUGGAUUAUCUUGACAGUAUCGACUGCAGUUUAGAGGACUUCCAGGCUAUGUUAUCGGGACGACAGUUCAGCAUAGAUCCAGAUCUCCUGGUCGAUCUUUUUACAAGCUCUGUGCAGAUGAAUCCCACAGAUCAUGAUCAUAUCGCUAAUACCAAAACAGAGACAAAGGGAAAAGAAACUAACAAGAAUAAUGCUGGUCCAGCAGCUUCACAGGAAACACAAGCUACUAAGCCCAGAUCAGAUAAGCAGCUGAUACAUUACACUGCAUUUCCACUCCUUGCAUUCCUCGAUGGGAACCCAGGCUCCACUGUUGAGAGUGGGAGCUUCACAGCUGAAACUCCUUCCACUGUUGACAAGUCCCUGGAAGGCGAUGAGCUCCUGGAGAGCAGCCUGGAUCCUGAGCCCACCCAGAGCAAACUGGUGCGUCUGGAGCCACUGACAGAGGCAGAGGCAAGUGAAGCCACGCUGUUCUACCUAUGCGAACUUGCUCCAGUGCCCAUGGACACAGAUAUGUCGUUUUUGGAUAACUGAUGCGAGGGGGACUCUGUAUAUAGUCAUGAAGAUGAACUAUUUAUUUAGAAUAUUGUUUGGUAUGAGAGUUUUUUGUAAAUCACUGUUUUAUGUAACCAGGUAUGUGGAAUCUAAAGUACCUUUCCUAUCCUCCUACAAGCAAUUGUUUAGUUACACUGUUAGACAAGCCACCAGGCACGGCUGGCAGUACUAGUCAGAGUGCUGCUGCACUGCUGUGAACACUUGUGUUGCACACAUUGCUAAGUACCCAACACUGGUAAGUAGUAAGCUUUCAUUUAUGGUUUCUUAUACUUCUGGUCUUAUAUAUGAUGACAUAAACUAGUAGUGUAUGGUUAGGGAACACCUACUUUCUGUAUUUUGGGUUUUUUAUUUUUUACAGCAUUUUGUCUAACACAUGAAGCUUUUUUGGGGUGGGGGGACCAGGACCUGAUGUAGGCUUUUUUUUUCCCUGCUUGAACUGGGAACAAAGUGCCUGUACCUUGCUAAAUCUUGGUUCUGCCUUACUUUCACUUCAGUGGAAGUGCUCACAGAUAGCACAAACUGGGGAAAAGUUCUUGACAGCCACCAGGCCCCAUGACUGCAUGAGUACUUUUAACUUGGACCAUUUAUGCUGAUAAAAUAAAUGUUACUUAAGUGUGAUACUA
Molecule: messenger RNA, 2330 nt
Organism: Manacus vitellinus (golden-collared manakin)
Lineage: Eukaryota; Metazoa; Chordata; Aves; Passeriformes; Pipridae
Gene: HSF2
Product: heat shock transcription factor 2
Exons: 14
Coding region: 1-1686 (561 amino acids)
Biological process (GO): regulation of DNA-templated transcription
Molecular function (GO): sequence-specific DNA binding; DNA-binding transcription factor activity
Source: RefSeq, a predicted model, not a curated record